AUGGCGCAGUCUGUUCAUUCUGCAGUCACCACCUACAAGCAAAAGAGGUUCGACACUGCGGCGCUCGAAGCGAUGAAAGCAUACGACGCGCGAGUCCAGAUUGUGCCCGUGGAGGCGAAGCUCAACGGCACCGACAAGGCAAUCAUUGCUAAGAAUCCUCGUCAAUUCAACUUCAGCCUCUGGAGCGGACUACCGAACGCUUGGAUCGAAGAGUGCUUUGGAGAAGAUCUCGGCAAACGACUUGUUAAGAUCAAGUUGAUCAAAGUGGAGCUCCAUCCAGUGGAGCAGCCUCCAGUCCCCCUGCCGCCCUACUUGGAUGUUCAGAUAGCGGAAGCAGCUGGCUUCCAUCGAGCCAUGAACAUCUGGAGCAAUCUGCCUCGCCAGGGUAUAUUCUUCAGCGACGCCCAGAGCGACCUGCGCCGUCAGGCCGCCAAGCUAGCCGACUUACUCGCGCCUUACAACAUAGAGGAUCCCAGUUCCCUGCCUGGCAAGUUCAGCGGUUUCCAGAGUGGGCUCAGGUGUCCGAACCGGCUUAGCCUUCAAACAGCUGGACCAAGGGAUCUUGUACCGCAAAUCAGUUACUACGAUGAGUUCUUGAACAUCUUGAACAGGAGCUAA
Molecule: messenger RNA, 618 nt
Organism: Alternaria infectoria
Lineage: Eukaryota; Fungi; Ascomycota; Dothideomycetes; Pleosporales; Pleosporaceae
Exons: 2
Coding region: 1-618 (205 amino acids)
Source: RefSeq, a predicted model, not a curated record